CAUAAACUACCGUCAUCCACAGGCAGUCGCUUAAGGCCAUUUCUUUGAACUGAACACUUGCGGAAACUGACGUGAAAGAAAAGCACAGAAAAUCUGGUUGUGUUUCUUAAAAGGCGUACCAAUUUGCAACCCACAGACUGGGUUAGGGAAGAACUCAGUCAUGGUGGUUUUAAGAAAUGGAGAUUAUGUUUGGGUGGAAUGCAGUGAUGGAGUCCCAAUCGGAGCUGAAGUCCGGCUCACAGAUAAUGGACAACUUCAGGUCAUUGAUGAUGAAGGAAAGGAGUACAAAAUUAAGAAUGACAGUCCUCUGAAGCCCAUGCACCCCACCUCGGUGAAGGGUGUGGAUGAUAUGAUUCGUCUGGGUGACCUCAAUGAGGCUGGGCUGUUACGGAACCUUCUAGUGCGCUACAAAGAGGGAGCUAUAUAUACAUUCACAGGGUCCAUUCUGGUGGCGGUGAAUCCUUACCAGUUGCUGCCUAUCUACACUCCAGAGCAGGUGCAGCUGUACACAGACCGCCGGUUGGGUGAUCUCCCCCCGCACGUUUUUGCCAUUGCAGACAGCUGUUUCUUCAACAUGCGCCGGAACCGCAAGGACCAAUGCUGCAUCAUAAGUGGGGAGUCUGGAGCAGGAAAAACAGAGAGCACCAAACUCAUGCUGCAGUUUUUGGCAGCUAUAAGUGGUCAGCGCUCAUGGAUCGAACAGCAGAUUCUAGAGGCCAACCCUGUUUUAGAAGCUUUUGGAAAUGCCAAAACCAUCCGCAACGACAACUCGAGCCGUUUUGGAAAAUACAUCGAGAUACACUUUACCAAAAAUGGAGCGAUAGAGGGCGCCCGCAUCGAAGAGUACCUGCUUGAGAAAUCACGUGUUUGUCGACAGGCCCUAGAUGAGAGAAACUACCACAUCUUUUACUGCAUGCUGAUGGGGAUGCCAGCUGACCAAAAGAAGAUCCUGUCUCUGGGAAGUGCUGCAGAAUAUAACUAUCUCACCAUGGGUAAUUGCACUACGUGUGAUGGGCGGGAUGACAUAAAGGAGUACGCUAACUUCCGUUCAGCAAUGAAAAUCCUGACAUUCACAGAAAAUGAAACCUGGGAAAUUAACAAGUUGUUGGCGUCUAUCCUCCACAUGGGAAACGUAGACUUUGAAGAAACCAUCACGAACAACACGGAGGCCUGUGAUAUACUCACCUCUUCUCAUUUCAACAUUGCUGCACAGUUAUUAGAGGUAGCCCCAAAUGUCCUGGAAACGAGUUUAACGCGGCGUUCUUUGAUGACUAACAGAGAGAGUGUGUCUAAGCCUCUUACCUCAGGACAAGCCAUGGAUGGAAGAGAUGCCUUUUUAAAGGCCAUUUAUGGAAGGCUUUUUGUGUGGAUUGUGGAGAAAAUCAACAGUGCCAUUUACAAGCCACCUCCCGAUGAUCCCAAACAUGUUCGACUUUCAAUCGGUUUGUUGGACAUUUUCGGAUUUGAAAACUUUCAAAACAACAGUUUUGAACAGCUCUGCAUCAACUUUGCCAAUGAACAGCUUCAGCAGUUCUUUGUGAAACAUGUCUUCAAACUUGAACAGCAGGAAUACACCCGUGAAGACAUAGUCUGGAAGGUCAUUGAUUUCAAGGACAACCAACGUACACUUGAAGUGCUGGCCUUGAAGUCUCUCAACGUUCUUUCCCUUAUUGAUGAAGAGAGUCGCUUCCCCAAGGGCACAGACAGCACCAUGCUUAACAAGAUGAACCAGGUUCAUGGGAGAGGUGAUAUUUAUAUGUCGCCCAAAAAUAAUCAUGACACAAAAUUUGGAAUCCUGCAUUUCGCUGGAGUUGUCUACUAUGAUUCCAAAGGUUUUCUUGAGAAGAACAGAGAUGCUCUGAGUAAUGAUGUCAUCCAGUUGGUGCGCACAUCAACAAAUAAGCUCCUAAAGCAAAUAUUCCGCAAAGAGCUCAGCACCGUAGCUGAUGAAAAACCGAGUAACGGCCACGUUAUCCUAAAUCGAAACUCAGUCCGGAAAACUGAAACAAAGAAGCAAGUUCCCACAUUAGCUGGUCAGUUUCGACAGUCAUUGGACUCAUUAAUGAAGACCCUAACUGCCUGUCAGCCAUUCUUCAUUCGCUGUAUUAAACCCAAUGACUUCAAGAAGCCUAUGCUCUUUGACAGGGAGCUGUGCAUUCGCCAGCUUCGUUACUCCGGCAUGAUGGAGACUAUCCGCAUAAGGAAAGCUGGCUAUCCCAUCCGCCACACUUUUGAAGAGUUUCUGGAUCGCUACCGUGUACUACUGAGGACGAGUGUUUGUGACCCGAAAAAUGAAAGCAUCAAGAAAUGCUGUGAAAACAUCUGUGAGAAUGCACUGAUCGAAGAUGACUGGAAGAUCGGCAAGACCAAAGUGUUUCUGAAGGAUUACCACGAUACAUUUUUGGAAAUGGAACGGGACAAUGCUUUGAACAGGAAGGCACUUCUUAUUCAAAAAGUCCUGAGAGGAUACAAAUACAGAAAAGGGUUCGUGAAGAGGAGAAGAGCAGCUAUGGUCAUACAGAAAAACUGGCGUGGAUUUCAAGUCAAAAGGCUUUACAGAGUGGUCCAGUUGGGUUUUGCCCGUCUGCAGGCUCAAGUGCGAUCUCGCCAGAUGGCCUGGCAGUAUAAGCAAAAGAGAAAGGCAUCUUUGCUGCUUCAGGCUCAGACCCGUGGCUACCUGAAGAGAAAGGAGUGGAAACGAAAGCGAGAGGCAGUGAUCCUACUGCAGGCUUACACGAGGGGAACUUUAGCAAGAAAGGCCGUAAAAAAGUUGCAAAGAGAUGCUUUCCUUUCGCUUCAGGAACGCAGGGCAGAAGAGCUUGCUGUUCUAGACAGACAAAGGAAGUUAGAGGAAGUCCUGCGGCAGAAAAGAGAAAGAGAGGCAGCUGAGAAGUUGGGGGCCAUCAAUGACCAGGAAAUGGUGGAUGAUAUCUUUGGCUUCUUGCCUAGCAUGGUUGGAGGACAGGAGGGCCAGGCACCUGUCGGCUUUGAGGAUUUGGAGGGUAAACGGACAGUCCUUGAGGAGGUGGACCUGGAUGAUGCUCCACUCAUGGAGAUUCCAGAAGAAGACUAUGAUGAUCUGGAUGAGUACUCCUUCUCCAAGUUUGCUUCCAUGUACUUCCAGGGUGCUGCCACAUCUACACAUAUUCGCCAAAGAAUGCGGCAGCCCCUGCUUUACCAUGAGGACGAGAAUGAUGUAGUGGCUUCACUAACAGUUUGGUGGAUGAUUCUGAGAUUUAUGGGUGAUCUUCCUGAACCAAAGAUUCAGCAGAUAUCUAGAAGUGACCAAGGCUUUGCUGACCGCUCCCUGCAGAAAGAUGUGGCCUCCAGACAGGGUAGACGUCUCAGCCAUAUGGUGGGCGUGGACCAGAGGAUAAGAAAUUCAAGAAAAACACAGAACAGCAAUGCAUCUACUAUCCCAGAAGAAGCUAUGCGCAGCAGAAGACCUUCAACUUUUGCAGACAUUCUGUCUCGAAAUAGAAGAGCAUCAAAUGUUUCAGAAGACCCUGUUAAAAACCGCAAACUCUCUGCUAUACCGGAGCAGAAAAACAGAAAAGGCUCGACUUUCACUGAUUUAACGUCCCGAACCAGAAGAUCCUCCAUACCUGCGAAGAAUCCACCAAUCAGAAGGUCUAGCAGAAAACCAUCACUCAUUGAAGAAGAGUCAGAGGAUGGGCCUGAAGUUUUCAAACCAGUGACCGUGCAAACUAUUAGCGAAGAAGAUGAAAUGAAUGCAGAUGGACUUACUCUGGACCGGCCAAUGACAUCUCUUGAAAAGCUGCAUAUCAUUGUUGGAUAUGCUAUUGUCAGACGUGACCUCAGGGAUGAAAUCUACUGCCAGAUCUGUAAGCAGCUCCAGGAGAACCCUAGUCGUGGUAGCUUCUUCCGUGGCUGGAUCCUUCUAUCCAUCUGCUUGGGCAUCUUCCCUCCUACUGAUCGCUUUAUUAAGUACCUGCAAAGUUUUCUUCGAUUUGGGCCUGUAGGAUAUGCCCCAUACUGCGCAGAGAGACUGAGGCGAACUGUUGCGAAUGGAGUUCGCGGAGAGCCUCCCAGCUGGUUAGAACUCCAGGCCACCAAGUCCAAGAAACACAUGGCCAUCUCAGUCACUCUAAUGGAUGGGAGAACCAUCAGUCUACCUGUAGAUUCUGCAUCCACUUCCAAGGAAGUCUGCCAAAUUCUUUCACAGAAGAUCAACCUUCAGGACAUGUUUGGAUUCUCACUUUACAUGGCUUUAUAUGACAAAGUGUGGUCUCUGGGUAGUGGUCGUGAGCAUGUGAUGGAUGCUAUCUCUCAGUGUGAACAGGAAGUAAAGAGAAAGGGUGGGCAAGAGCAACAUGCCCCCUGGCGUCUCUACUUCCGUAAAGAGAUCUUCACACCAUGGCAUGAUUGCAGCAAGGACGUUGUCAGCACAGACCUUAUAUACAGACAGAUCAUCAGAGGCCUCCGAUAUGGAGAGUACCUGUGUGAGAAGGAGGAAGACUAUGUUGCGCUUGCAGCAAAGCACUUUUAUGUGGAGUAUGGCUCAAACAGCAGUAUGGAGAAAGCUGAGUCUGUUGUUCGGGAGUGCAUUAACUCCAAACUACUGGAGGCAAAGUCAGAAGACAAGUGGGUCCAAAUGGUCAGCACAGCACAUGCCCAGGGUCCAUAUAUAAACUCCCGUACCAAGACUGCCAACGUCAAGGCAGAGGUGGUUGACUAUUCUCGUCAAAAGUGGCCUAUGUUCUUCUCCAAGUUUUUCGAGGCGGUCAGGUUAUCUGGUCCUGCCCUACCCAAGAACAAGUUCAUCAUCGCUAUAAACUCAACGGGAAUUACAUUCUUAGAUGAACGGGAGAAAAAUCUUCUCGUGCUGUCCUACCCUGAGAUCACUGGGGUCAACACUGUUAGAGACAGGAAGUCUUUGUGUUUUCUAACCCUGAAAGGAGACUUCACCCUAAAUGCAAUCAUGGCUGUUGACAUCUCUGAGCUGGUAGCCAUGCUCCUAACAGGCCUCAUAGAACGUUCACAUUAUGCCGUGACCCUACAGGAGGUUAACAGACCAGAUGAUCGAACAUUUCUCAGCUUUAAGAAGGCAGAGCUCAUUCUUCUUAUUAAAGAUGAUGAGUUUUCUGCUGAGCGUGGCUGGUUGAAGGGUAAGAAUGAACGAACCGGGAGAAAUGGUGCAGUUCCUGUGGACGCCGUUUUGAUUCUUCCCACUCUAACAAAGCCGACCAAUGAAGUCCUGAGCCUGAUCAGCUUGUCCCCUGAUCAAAGAAAGACCAUCAUAGAUAACAGUUUUAAGGGAACCUUAACUGAGAGAGUGGCUCCUGCAACCCUUAAAGAGUUCGCCUUUGAAUAUUUCAGGCAACCCGCCAAAGAUGUGAAUAGACAGGUGAUGACUAAAAAUGCAGGCCCUGAGAGGCUAUGGGCAAACUCCAGAGAGCCCAUCAGACAACCCCUGCUAAAGAGACUGGUGGGAAAUCCAGACUUAAGCCCUCAAGCCUGCCAGGCCUUCACUGCUAUUCUCAAAUAUAUGGGUGACUACCCCACCAGACAGAUCCAGACCCCUCUGGAACUCACAGAUCAGAUCUUUGGCCCACCUACACAGAAUGAAGCACUCAGAGAUGAGAUCUACUGCCAGAUCAUGAAACAAAUGACAAGCAAUAACAACCGGUACAGUGUAGAGCAAGGCUGGCAGCUGCUGUGGCUAUGCUGUGGUCUCUUCCCGCCCAGUAACUCUCUGAUGAAACAUGCCCAACGGUUCAUUGAGACGCGCAAAAGAGAGCCACUGGCCACUGACUGCCUCCAGAGAAUGCAGGCGUCACGGAGAAUGGAUCCCAGGAAGCUUCCACCUCACCAAGUAGAGGUAGAUGCUAUUCAGCAGAACAGCACCCAGAUCUUUCACAAAAUCUUCUUCCCUAAUGACACUCAAGAGAUUUUUGAGGUAGCGACCAACACCAGGAUAAAAGAUCUGGUCCAGGCCAUUGCCAAGAAACUCGUGUUGGUUUCAGCAGAUGGUUUCAGCCUCUUUGUGAAAACUCCAGAUAAGGUUUUGGGUUUAAAUGAAACUGACUACUUCUUUGACAGUCUGAGACAGAUUACCGACUGGUCCAAAAAAGCAAAGAGAGUGAAUCAAAGUGGUCCAGUGAACAUGUCUUACAUGGUGUUCUUUAUGAGAAAACUAUGGUUAAAUGUUGUUCCUGGACGAGAUGUGGAGGCUGAUCUCAUCUUUCAUUACCCACAGGAGUUGCCCAAGUACCUGAGAGGUUAUCAUCAUUGCACUAAAGAAGACAUGGUGCAUCUUGGUGCUCUGCUUUUCAGAGCUAGGGUGGGCAAUGAUAAAACUCAAUUUCCCAUGAUUCCAAAGAUGCUGAAGGAACUGGUGCCCAAUGACCAACUGAAAGCCAUGUCAUCCGACGAAUGGAAGAAGAACAUUAUUGCUGAAUACAACAAGCAAGCAGACAUGACAGCGGAACAGGCCAUGGUUGGCUUUUUAAAGAUUAUCUAUAAAUGGCCCACAUUUGGCUGUGCCUUUUUUGAAGUUAAACAAACAUCGGAGCCUAUUUUCCCUGACAUUGUGAGGAUUGCCAUCAGCAAACAGGGUGUCACAAUUAUCCACCCUAAAACAAAGGACAUUCUGGCAGUGCAUCCAUAUAACAAGAUAGCAAAUUGGUGCAGUGGAAGCACAUACUUCCACAUGACUGUUGGAAACCUUGUCAAAGGGAACAAAAUUUUGUGUGAAACAUCUCUGGGCUAUAAAAUGGAUGACCUGCUGACCUCCUAUGUCAACAUGUACAUUUAUACCGAGAGGAAAGAGACAAGAAGAAAUCAAUAUUUUGACUAAACAAAGUCAUUCUUUUAAAAAGAGCACACUAACACAUAUGAUAAAAAACAUUGCAGCCAAAAUAGGAGAUACCUAUUAGAAAAAGUGUUAGAGGUACAAAUAUGGCUUUGAACUGCUAUGAAUCUUUUUCACUGUAAUGUGUUUUGAUCUGCAAGAUAUACUGACCAGUACACCUGCAUUAGUACACUACAUAUAUUGUCUCUUUAAGAUGCAUUCAUAUAUAUAUUGUUGCCAAAGACUAAUUUCAGCUUGCUUGCUGGUUAAGGGAUAUUUGAUGCUAAUAAUGAAUCAGUCAUCAGUCAAGAGUCAAGUUUUCUUUUUUUGAGUUCUUAAGUAAAAUUGUCAAAUAAAUAACUAGGCAUAACUUGCAGCAUUGUAAAAUUAAAUUAUUACAGAAUGCAGGUGUCUCGAUGCUGUUUUUUUUAAAAGUUUAAGUUAUUACACUGCAUAACAAUGCACCCAUCCUGGCAUGAGGUGCUGGAAAACGGAGAUACCACAAACUUGCAAAAAAUAAUACAAAAUAAAAAUAAAUUACAUUUA
Molecule: messenger RNA, 7360 nt
Organism: Misgurnus anguillicaudatus (oriental weatherfish)
Lineage: Eukaryota; Metazoa; Chordata; Actinopteri; Cypriniformes; Cobitidae
Source: RefSeq, a predicted model, not a curated record